GUCUACGUCGCGACUCUGAGUCGCACGCAAGCGCGAGUCUAUAUAUAAACUAUUCGUCCUUUAAUUCUUCCUAAGUCUCCAAGGAUCAAACUAUUUUUCAAAUACCCAGUAAUCAUUUUAAAUAAAAAAUUAAAUCCUGCUACUAAAAAAUCAAUCAGUUUCGUGAUAAAUAAAACGUGAAUUAAAAACUAGUUAGUGAACAUGAUACAGAUUUUAGGGUAGUUUUGUUCAAAUUUUGUGUGAUAGAUGAUUGAACUAUCUAAUUGCUAGUCAAGUGAAGUGUUUUACCAUAGGACCAAAGAAUUACACCUAAAAAGGACUGUGAUAAAUCCUGCCACUGGUGUUACUGAGCGAAGAGUCUAGUGAUCUUUCUUCCAGGAGCUUCGACUAUGGUGGUAUUGAGCCGUGUGGGUUCGCCGACAAUGUCAGCGACUGUUGCCGGUACUCAGCAACAGCAACAUCCUCAUCAAGAGUGGGAUAUCAAUGAUCCAAAUGUCCCCAGGGUCAUUGAGUAUGAUCCAUGGUGCGAGUGGGCUGACGGUCACGUGAGACGAGUCUAUGGUCCAGAUUGCGAAGAAGCGAGAAGACACGCUUCCGGCUGGGCAAUGAGAAAUACGAACAAUCACAAUGUGAGCAUCCUCAAGAAAUCAUGCCUAGGAGUUCUAGUUUGUUCGCAAAGUUGCAUUCUCCCUGGAGGCAACAGAGUACAUCUUCGACCUGCAAUUUGUGACAAGGCGAGGAAGAAGCAACAGGGAAAACCUUGUCCAAAUAGACAAUGUACAGGAAGACUGGAAAUUCUUUCAUGUCGUGGACAUUGCGGUUAUCCAGUAACUCAUUUCUGGAGACAUACGGAGCAUGCAAUAUUUUUUCAAGCCAAAGGACAACAUGAUCAUCCAAAACCAGAAGCGAAAUCAACUUCAGAAGCGAGAAGAAGUGUUGGUGCUGGUAGAAGAGUGAGGGGUUUAGCUGUUAUGUUAGCGAGAGAAGCAGCUUUGGGCACGAAGAUAAUGUCCUUGAGAGGUACAAAGAGGCCGAGCUCAGAGCCAAUGGAAAUACCAAGAACACCUCAGCCUCCUCCUCUUAUUUCUAAUAAAGAAUACUCUUGUUCCUGUCCACCAUUCGAAUGUGUCUGUGGACUUCAAUCAAGCCAGCCGUCUUAUCCAUCCUCUCAUCAUCAUCAUCACCAUCAUCACCACCAUCAUCAUCAGAACACAGGAAUUUACAAUCAACAACCAGUCACCACAGAUACUCCUUACUGGAUGCAGGAUCAAGUUCAAUCUCACGAGAACACUCUAGGAUACACUCUCCCAAGUCAAGUUCCCCAGGAGGCAGCGUAUCCCGAUUUCCCAGCGUUCACUGGCGAUCUCUUUCAACCCGAAGAAAUCUUCCAAUUGGAUCAACCUUUACGACCUGAUUUUCCCAUGAAUGCACAGGACGUUGCUCGAUCGCCAUCAACCUUACUCGACCUCGGCAGCGGUACCAUCAAAUACGAAAUGAAGCAAGAGAAUCAGGACAAUUAUUGGACCCAAUUUCUCAGCGAGGACUCGAGCAGCAGCCACUUGAGUCUUCCCCAUCAACAAGAAGACAGACUUCAACUCCACAAUUUCGACGCUGAAAAGAAUUUCGAAUCAAAUCGCCGUUCAAUGAACAAUUGUUACCCCAUGACAAAGGAUGCAAAUCAAAAUAAUUCCCUCGAUGGGGCAAUAAAUUAUCCCUCCUAUCCUCGCACCCAGAGUCAAAAGGAUUUCGAUAGCAGAAAAAAUGACGAUAAUCAAACCAACUUCUGGUGUCAGGAGGAUCGAGUUAAUUUCUCGAGUUUCGAUUCCCCAAAGGAAAAUCUCAUUGACGAAAGGAACACCUUCGUAUUCCAAAAGCCAGACGAUCUCAAAGCACAAUCAAUCGAUCAACUUCAAGCUAGUCGCUCGCCAAGUGCGGAGAAUAAUUCAAAUUUCUCCAGUUUCACUAGCUAUCAAGUCAUUGAGCCAGUGACGAAGAGUCCAGCGAAUCGUUCACCCCAUAAUCAUGAUCGUUUGAAUUACGAGCAAAAUCCCGCGGUUAUCGAACGACUCUUCUCAGAGCAGAGUGUAACCGAGUCGACGAUACAUUCGCAAAAUAGUCCCGAGCCAUACUUCUAUCCCAGUCAGGAUCGUUGUCAAUAUACUUGCGAAGUUUUGGACACGAGAAUCCCACAGGUGGCAGUGAAUAAUAAUCAUUCGGUGAAUUAUGACGAUGUCACUGAUCUCGAAUUACCGCCUUUCGUCGAUUAUACUCUCGUUAGUAUGUUCUCCAGUUCCGGCAAUGACGAGACGACGUCGGCAAUUCUCUCCAAUUGCUCCCAAACUGGUCAGAAUUAUGUUCCCAAUCAUUAGGUGUAUAUCUUUUAUUUUUACCUGUGUAUUAUAAAAUAAAAUAUUGUUAGUUGCACACAAAAAAAUUAAGUUUUUAAAUUUAGAAAAAAUUUCUUUUUACCUUUCCUUUUGCACUCUUUUCAAGAUUGCCAUAAAAAUGCGAUUUUAUUUUUUCCUGAUGGACAGACAGAACUGGACCCUAAAGAUUAUUUUCAUUCACUCUAAAAAUAAUAAUUAGA
Molecule: messenger RNA, 2587 nt
Organism: Leptopilina heterotoma
Lineage: Eukaryota; Metazoa; Arthropoda; Insecta; Hymenoptera; Figitidae
Exons: 6
Coding region: 390-2369 (659 amino acids)
Biological process (GO): regulation of transcription by RNA polymerase II; gliogenesis
Cellular component (GO): nucleus
Molecular function (GO): DNA-binding transcription activator activity, RNA polymerase II-specific; RNA polymerase II cis-regulatory region sequence-specific DNA binding
Source: RefSeq, a predicted model, not a curated record